AGGGAGAGAGGAGGGCGGUUCGAGCGGCGGCCACCGUGAACCUCGAUCGACGCCCGAUUGGGGGCCAGGUGCAGUCAAUGGGGAACAUCUUUGGGUGCCAACCUCCGCUUCCGGUGAUUUCUGUUACGUCAACGACUGCUCGAAACACGGGCCCCGGAUGAAGUGCGCAGCCUGCCGCGUGGUGGCCCACGCGCUCUGCGCGAUGAACUUGAACUUCCCGUGCAAGUCCAGCUUCCGAGACGUGGGUGUCCGGCAGUAUCGCGAGCAAACGAACACGCAGCACCACUGGGUCCACCGUCGGUCCCAGAAAGGCAAGUGCUCGAACUGCGGCAAGUCGUUCCAGUCGAAACUGAGCUUCUCCUCGAAGGAGAUCGUCGCGGUGAGCUGCAGCUGGUGCAAGAUCGCGUACCACAACAAGGAGGCCUGCUUCAGCGUGCAGAAAGUUGGGGAGAAUUGCGAGCUCGGUGGGCACGCGUCGAUCAUCGUGCCUCCGUCCUGGAUCGUGAAACUGCCGAGGAAAGGCAGCUUCAAGAGCAGCUUGAGAAAAUCGCCGAGGAAGAAGAAGUCGGGCGAAAGUCGACGAAAGUCGAAGGAGAAAGACAAGGACAAGGAGCAGGACAAGGACAAGGAUAAGGACAAGGACCAGGGCAGGCUCUGGGUGGUUAAACCGAUCCCGUCGGCUAUCGUCAAGCCGGUGUUGGUCUUCAUCAACCCGAAGUCCGGGGGCAAUCAGGGUGCCAAGCUGCUGCAGAAGUUCCAGUGGAUUCUCAACCCCAGACAGGUCUUUGAUCUGACGCAGGGUGGGCCCAGGAUGGGGCUCGAGCUGUUCAAGAAAGUUCCUAAUCUCCGAGUGCUGGCAUGCGGGGGUGACGGUACCGUCGGCUGGGUGCUAUCAGUCCUGGACCAAAUCGGUUGUUCUCCACCGCCGGCGGUCGGAACUCUUCCUCUGGGUACCGGAAACGAUCUGGCAAGGGCUCUCGGUUGGGGCGGCGGUUACACGGACGAACCGAUCGGUAAAAUUCUGAUGAACAUCAGCGAGAGCGAGGCGAUACUGCUGGACAGAUGGGAGCUGAUCGUCGAGAGGAAUCAGGACGCCCAGGGCGACGACGACAACGGCAAGGGCAAAGAGAAUCUGCCUCUGAACGUCGUCAAUAAUUACUUCUCCCUUGGCGUGGAUGCUCACAUCGCCCUCGAAUUUCACGAGGCACGAGAGGCGCAUCCGGAGAAGUUCAACUCGCGGAUACGGAACAAGAUGUAUUACGGUCAAAUGGGCGGCAAGGAUCUCGUGUUACGGAAAUGGAAGGACCUCUCGGAGUACGUGACGCUGGACUGCGACGGACAGGAUCUGACACCGAAAUUGAAGGAGCACCGUGUGCAUGCCAUUGUGUUCCUGAACAUCGCCUCUUAUGGUGGCGGGACGCAUCCCUGGGGUGCUGCCAGUGGAACCAAGGAGCCAUCCACCGAGGAUGGCAUGUUCGAGGUGGUCGGCUUGACGACCUAUCAGUUGCCGCUACUUCAGGCAGGAGGACACGGCACCUGCAUAGCGCAAUGCAGCCAGGCCAAGCUUGUUACAACCAAAACCAUUCCAAUGCAGGUCGACGGCGAAGCCUGCCGGCUGCUGCCAUCCACCAUCACCAUGAAGCUGUUGAACAAAGCGACGAUGCUGGCGAAACGGCGAAACACUGGCAGGCCGCAGCAGGACGCCAAGCUCGAGAGAUUAAAGUUGCCGGUGAUGAAGAUCAAGAUGUCGGACUACGAGCGGUACCAUCACGACAAGGACAUGCUGAAGAACUCCGCAGCGACGUGGAUCGUGGAUCCGCUGGAUCUAGACGCCACCACGGACCUCGAGUCCUUGAGAAAGAUCCUGGCGAAGGAUCAUAACAUGGACACUUGUUGCUUCCUCGACUCUUGCACCGCGGAGCGAUUCUUCAGGGUCGACCGAGCUCAAGAGCAGCUGCAUUACGUCACCGAUGUCGCUGUGGAGGCGGUGUACGUCCUCGAGGAGAACGCAACCAAUCAAUCAACCGGCGAACAACCCGAACAGGGCAAGGUCUCCGCGGGCCAAGAACCCGAAACCUCGCCCAGCGAAGAACAACCAAAGAGAAUCGCAGCCAUGACAGAAGAGCCAACAAAUGAUAAUGCAACGGUGGCCGAGGAAGAGCCGGAACAAGCUCAGCCGCAGGAACAGCCAAAGCCGCAGGAGCAGCCAAAGCAACCUCAACCACAGGAAGAGCCGAAACAACCUCAGCCACGGGAAGAACCGAAACAACCUCAGCCGCAGGAACAGUCGAAGGAGCCGCAGCCGCAGGAACAGUCGAAGCAACCGCAGCUGCAGCAACAGCAGACUUUGGAGGUGGAGAACGAACAACCACCUAAGAUGUCGGAUGAAACGAAGAUGCAGUCCGAUGACCAACGCUCCUCUAAAGAAUUUGAAGGAUCGAUGAGCGAGCCGAUGAACGACAGGAAAGAGGAGAAAGUAACCGGGGACUCCAUGAAGCAAAGCAGUUCCUCGAAAUCGAUCUCGGCGACUGCUGCUGCACAGUCGCAACACCAGGCACCGCUCACUUUCAUUAGUCCACGUGAUAGGCUUUUCGGUCUAGGUUCCGAGGUUCACAGCUUCAGCACGGGAUUGCUUGAGAAGACCAGCGACAGUAUACUGAAAGCCGCGAAGAUCGGUGAUUUUGCCGCCUUGAAGGAACACCACGAGAAAGGGUACUCUCUCCUAUCCAUUGACGCCUCUGGACAGACUGCUCUUCAUUUAGCUUCAAGGCAUGGCCACAAGGAUAUCAUCAGAUAUCUGAUCGCUUGCGCUCCAGCGAGCAUCCUCAACAUGAUUGACAACGACAAAGGUCAGACCGCUCUGCACAAAGCGGCUCAAUAUAAGCGCCGUUCCAUUUGCUGCAUGUUGGUGGCGGGCGGCGCUACUUUAACCGUCAAGGAUCGACAAGGCAACACGCCCCGUGAUCUUGCUCUGCAAGCAGAGGACCGUGACCUCGCAGCGUAUUUAUUCAGUCAAGAGCAGUUCCAGCUGACAACGGAAGAAAUGGAGAACUCCCUCUGACCUACGGCCGUAAUUGGCAGGGCCUGAGCGAACCCUGGUUGAACCCUGCCGACACACGGCGCGACGACGCGACGGGAUGCGUGGGAGAAGAGAUCCUAGAUCGAGAUCCUAGACCAAGCCGGUGAUAGUCGUCGAUCAUCCAGUAAGCCUCGUGAUCGAGAGACCGCGAUCGCAUCUGUCGAUCGUAUCAGCGGACUCAUUUGCCACGAGACUUCCCUCGUCGAGAUCGAUCGGUGUCAAUGAUCGACGUCUGCGGGGGCCACAAUCUACGGUGUACAGAGUUCUCGAAGAUCCACGAGAAUCCGACGACUAUAAAGCUGAAGAAUCUAUGAGCCUGGUUCCAAAAACGAAGCUCGCAGCAUCGAAGAUCUGAGGAAGGGAGGAUCUAGAGAGAGAGAGAGAGAGAGAGAGAGAGAGAGACGUUUGCUCAUUCGCGAUCUCGGUCGCGCCGUAUUCCCGCGUGCUGAGGACGAAGGCGAUCCUAACCGAAUUAGUGAGACAUUAAGAUUAGGGGAUCGGAUAGUCGGGAUAAAUUCAGUCGUUCGAGACUACCGUUCACGUGAUUCGUUCGUGUAAGUUUUAUUUUAUAUUUUUCUACGUUCCAUUUCUAGGCGACCUAGCUGGUAGACAGAGAGAAUGGGAGGGAGAGAAUGGUUGACGAUCGAUUAUGGUAGCCGAUCUGUGCGCUUGAGGGGAGCCGUUAGCAUUCAGAGAGUUGGACAGAGUUUUACCGUUUUUUGAUUCCGAUUAUCGUUGCACCGUGGGUAGUAUUGUCGUUGCAUCUCCGUUAGGAUCGGGAAAACGGUGCUGUGGACAGCGUUGCGGCACGGCUCGGAUUAGUGCGACGGAAUCGACACGCUAAACCGGGGAACCGGUUGUCGCUGUUGGGUUUCACUCGACACGUUGAGUGCCGGCCGAUUUUUUAGCACAAGAUUCGUUUGAAUUCGAUUACGUUAAUGAUUGACAACGCUUCUGCUGCAAUUUUCAAUCGGAUUUCUAGCAAUUUUAACCAAGGUGGUUCCAGUGAUGAUAAUAUCGAUAAUUUUUAGUGUCGUUUUCUCUGGAGCGUCCGCCGUCAUUGUAAUUCUCUUUGUCGAUGCUGUUGGCAGUCAACGUGUCAGGAAAGGGCGGUAAAAGGAAACGUUCGGUUGGGGGAAAAAUGCGAGACCGCUCUGAUCCGAGGAUCUCGGACGUUCCACUGAUCCGUGAAUUUUCAAUUCGACUAAUUAAUCAUCGAAGUGGCUUCAAGAGCUGUUCGAGCGCCCGAUACGUCGGUGACAGAGCGAACCAAUAUUUAAAUAAUUAUUGAUACGGUUAUUGAUAAUUAUUCGUUGAACAUCUAUCCGACUCUGCUGGCAUCCAAGUAUGUAUUUCUAUUCUGUGCCCCAUCCCCUUCGCCCCCGUUGAAUUUUGCCCGCUUGUUCUCUAGAGUAUAUCUCAUCGCGUCGGAUACAUAUCUUUUUCUAUAAGUGUCGCGUUGCAUAUACAUAUAUAAAUAAUAUAUAUAUAAAUAUAAAUAUAUAUUAUACAUAUACAUAUAUUUUCUACGUACGUUAAUACUGAUAUAUAUUUAUUGUAUGUAAGGCGCAGAUGUUUCUUCAUGAUAACUAUUUUUUCUUGUCCGCGAGGACCCGUCGAGACUCCAUCACACUGCUUGGACUAUUUUACACAGACGUCCUAUUCAUGUAUAGGGUGUUCCGCAAAAAGGGUUCAAGAAACGGGGGAUUUUAAGGAAAGGUCGACAAUAAGUGGAAACGCAGCGGGAUUGUCUGAUUGAUUUGCCAACUGGGCGAUUUUUCUGUUGCAUGAUCAAGAAGAUCGAUGUAAUCAAAAUGUACACUGUGGCCAAAAUGUGCGCGGACUUGUUCUCAAUUGCAAUUACAAUUUCCACGGAUUUUAUGCAUUCGAUCUAUCAAAUAUAUAUCAAAUAUUAUAUAUCAUCGAUAAUAACGAAAAGUUUUAAACUAUAUUAUAUAUCGUUUGAAUCAACGCCAAUGCAGUCGUUGCACUGGCGAACCUAACGCGUACACUCGUCUUGCCCGGUUAGCAAACCAAUUUUUUAAUGGAAGAAUUACGACAAAGUAAAAAUAACCAUUGAUAACUAUAGGUAUAGUAUGUGUUCUUUAGCGGAAGGCUACUUCCCGUCGAAGUAACGAGUACGUAUAAAUGAUACAAAUUCAGAUACUUAGAUGAGAUUAUCUCCGAUCCAAAUACAUUGUCUCGAUUUCUAAUACAAUGAAUCCUAGCAUUCGCUGAAGAUUUUACUUUGGAAAUAAAUUUUAAAUAAACGCUCCAAAAAAAAAGAAGAAGAAGACAUCGAUCAUUAAUUCUCUAUUAUAAUACGUAGUCCGAGUGUCGUAAAUUUUCACUCUCUCUCUUCGCAUAGAGAAUUAUAUUAACGUUUCUCUAGGCUGUAAAUUCUUUCGGAACACCCUGUAUGCUAACCGACAGUAAAGAAACCACUGAAUUCUAGCAACAGAUCUCGAAACUAACGAAAUUCAGGAGAUCGGUGUAUCCGUUUGCCCUUGAACAGCGGUGCCCGGGUCUGUUCCGACCCGGCGUUGCUAAAACCGUGAUACAACGACUCAGCUUUCGAAAAAUAAUUACAUUGGCAGCUGUUUAAUUAAACGGAGUGUGAUUGGUGGGUGCUGGAGGUGCUUAAGUCAGAUUCGAGGAAUAUGGUCGAGAGGAAUUAACAGGAAGGGAUUUUAUAACGUACCUAAUUAUCGCUGAUUGCACAGUCGUUGAGAAGGUUCGCUCUCCAAGGGUUAAACUCGAGGAUCUAUAGAAUCGGCGCGCAGCGACGAUCGAUCACGCCAAUCCACGCGGUCGUUCGCAACGAUCGACGAGUCGCUUUUGCGAAAGACAGCAUCAGCUCAAGCGGAAUUGUGCCAAAGCGGGAUCUCUAUGGCUCGACGAUUAUGGUUUGGCAAACAAAUCAUUUGAAUAUUGAAUGCAUAGAUGCAUCGUGAGAUUCUCAGGUCGUGAACACUGCACAUAAGUGCAGCGCACAUUGCACGAUAGGACUUUGAACGCUGACGUUGCGAUCACUUUUCGAAUUGUUCACGAAUCUUCGCGAAACUCUCGCGUUCUUAAUCGAGUCCGUUUUUAAAGAAGAACUUAAUUCAUCGCUGAUACAUAUAUAUUUGCAGAUGUAUUUUAAUAUAAAAUUGGAUACACCAACCGUUUGCAAAAUCGCAAUUUCAGUGUGUCGAACACUCGAUCAACAAGAUAAUCAACGUCCAAUGUGCAAUGCCUUCAAUAUUAUCGAUGCUGUGACAAAAAUUCGAUACAAUCAUUCCGAUCAAGUGAAAAAACAAUUCGGCCGUCCGGGUUUCUAAUUCAUCAAAGUCCGAAAUAAGAGUUCCGCGAACCUGAUCGUCCAGCCGAUCGCUCCGCGCCGGUUCGACGAUUUCACCAUUCGAUUUCGAAGGCGGCGGACUCGAGACACUGAAAACACCCAAGCAGCCAUGUUCAUCUCGUAGCCACGUCAGCUCAUUUAGCCGUUAAUCAAUUGAGAUCGAUGAGGACGAGAUAAACGAGUGCGGGGUUCGCGCGUGAAAGAGCGCGAAGGUGAAAAAGGGAGAGAGAGAGAAAGUGAGAGUGAACAAAAAUGAAAAGCGGCGUGUGAAAGAGAAACGAGAACAGGGAGGAGGAAACGGAAAAACGAGAGAGAAAGUGAGAAUGAGAGAGAGAGAGAGAGAGAGAGAGAGAGAAAGAGAGAGUGAGAGAGAAAGAGAAUUAUCUUACUCGGUACCAAAAUAAAAAAGGGGAUCAACGUACGAACACCAAUUAGUUCUUAAACGACGGUCUAUCGUCACUAUUAUUAUUAUUAUUAUACUGUUAACGCUAGACUACUCUAAUUUUACUCUCGAAUUAUUAUAUUAUAUGACGUAUGUAUAGUAAUCCUUUCUGAGCAUUCGUCCUACGGACUCGACAACUAUGCCGCGCCGGUGCGUUGCCAUACACGUACGAACAUUUGCGAACACCUGCGAGGUGAGUUUCUCAUCGGCAGACACGCGCCGAUGCGAUUCGAUCGAUCGCUCGAUUCGAUUCUCUACCGGUGUAAAUAUUUUCGACAAGGAUUAUAACGCUAAACGAAAAACCUCUUCGUUUUUCUCGAAACGUUUUAUAUCGCUGCGAGACUGUCCUCUCUAAUUGCCGAGGGAUCAUCAUAGUACAAUGGUGGUCAAAAGAAAGCGUGAUAUAUCAUCCGUGCGAUUUUAUUCGAUCGCGAUCUACGAUGUAUUUAAGGAGAUGAUGUUGUAUUUAAGACCUUUAUGAGCACGAUGAUAUUGUUAUGUUAUAUAUGUAUGGAAUUACAUAUAUAUAUAUAAUAGUAUUUAUUUCUAAGAAUGUUGUCGCUGUCUUUUUUCUAUAAAAAAACGCGGAGACCACGAUUAAUUGAAAGUUACUAUUCACCCUAUUUUUCUCGAAUAAAUCGAUCGAACGAGAGAGUUUGUUGUUUUCCAUAUGGAUUGUCUUCGCAAUAAAACGCCACUUAGAAACAUUA
Megalopta genalis is the source of this 7574-nucleotide messenger RNA. Lineage: Eukaryota; Metazoa; Arthropoda; Insecta; Hymenoptera; Halictidae. The record is from RefSeq and is a predicted model, not a curated record.